Cinclus cinclus is the source of this 606-nucleotide messenger RNA. It is a transcript of the gene SDC2, whose product is annotated as syndecan 2. NCBI's taxonomy places the organism in Eukaryota, Metazoa, Chordata, Aves, Passeriformes, Cinclidae. Bases 1 to 606 code for a protein of 201 amino acids. The transcript has 5 exons. The record is from RefSeq and is a predicted model, not a curated record. Gene Ontology annotation, biological process: cell migration; dendrite morphogenesis. Gene Ontology annotation, cellular component: cell surface; membrane.
AUGCGGGGCGUGUGGCUGGCGCUCACCGUCAGCUUCGUGGCCUGCGCCUCUGGGCAGCCGAGAGCAGAUUUGACCUCUGAUAAAGAUUUAUACCUUGACAACAGCUCUGUUGAAGAAGCAUCAGGCGUCUAUCCAAUUGAUGAUGAUGAUUAUUCUUCUGGGUCAGGUUCAGGUGCUGAGGAAGAUGAGGAUAGUGCAGUGAUGACAACAUCCAGGACAGUUCCAAAGCUCCCAACAGCUAGUGAUGCAUCCAGGGCUGACACCACCACAGCAAAAAUGCAGACCAAGGUGCCUGCACAAACAAAGUCACCUGAAGAAAUUGAUAAAGAGGAAAGGCCAGAGAUGGAUGCCAAGAAAAAGAGCGAUGAGCCAGGUGAUGACACUGACGUGUUCACUCAGAAGCAUUCAGAAAACCUCUUCCAGAGAACAGAAGUUCUGGCAGCUGUUAUUGCUGGCGGAGUUAUUGGUUUUCUUUUUGCAAUCUUCCUUAUCCUGCUGCUGGUGUAUCGCAUGAGAAAGAAGGAUGAAGGCAGUUACGACCUUGGUGAACGUAAACCAUCCUGUGCUGCCUAUCAAAAGGCACCAACUAAGGAGUUUUAUGCAUAA